Messenger RNA from Parnassius apollo (apollo), 318 nucleotides. The record is from the annotation of a GenBank genome assembly. NCBI's taxonomy places the organism in Eukaryota, Metazoa, Arthropoda, Insecta, Lepidoptera, Papilionidae.
AUGAGAAAUAGAAGAUCACAAAGAACCGAAGAACAAAUCCAGCAACAAAAUACUGAUGCACGUGUGAGCAUUGCGCAAUUGCGUCAAGAACAAUCAGAAGAUACACGAGCUGAACGCGGAACAAAUGACCAACAACGCCAACAGGUACAUCGAGAAUUUACAUCUGAUUCAUUCCUGCGUCUAGCAUUCCAAUAUGAGUGCAAAAUUGAAUAUUAUGCUCAUUCAAAAGUGGUAAUUGGUGCUAUGGACAAGGAAUGUCCGCAUUGUCAUGCUCUCAAAUUCAAAAACGAGCCAGCUGGGAUGUAUUGUGCGUCAUGA